AUGUCUACAUUUCCGGUGCGAGCGCUAUAUGCGUAUCAACCCGAACAAAGCGAUGACCUUCCUUUCCAAGAGGGUCAGGAAAUUACUGUAACAGAAGUUUUGGAUGAUGAGUGGUAUGCGGGCACUUAUGUUUCCGCUGAUGGCCGAACUCUGGACGGCAUGUUCCCGAUUAACUAUGUUGAAAAGAUCGUGGUAUCCACCCCAGCAGUACCUGCGGCGCCACAAACUCGACCCACACGUGUAUCAAAGGCGAUUGAGUCCCCAAAACAAGAAGAUGACGAUUGGGGCUCCGCCGCUGAGGACGAGGAAGAGGAGAAGGAGAUUGUCCUGGGCGCGCCUACCAAACUCGAUACGACAGCAUUGACACCUCCGCCAGCUGCAGCUGCAGCCACAGAUUCUUCUAAAGUUGAAGCUGCUCCAAUUGAGCAACAGGAUGCCGAUGAAGUCACUGUGGCGCCCGCUACUGCGCCCGCUGCCGCAUCGGCUGUUGAGGUCGAGCCCGCUUCCGUGGUCAAGGAAACGCGCGAUCAAUUGGCUUCACCCACAGAACCAAAGAGCGAUACGAAACUGUCUGCGACUGAUGCUAAACGCGAGAAUGUUGAAAACGCCCCCGCGAAAGGUACGCACCCAGAAGAAGUUGGCGCUAAACCGGAAAGCAAGCCAGCAGGCAAAUCUGGGCCAGCUUUCAAAGAUCUUCGUCCGACAGAAAGCGAAGAUGAAGGAGAUCCUAGUGAGUCUCUUGUUUCAAACUUCAAAUCACGAAUGGCUAUUUUCAAUCAGCCAAAAUCUGAGGACUCCAAACCAGACGCUAAGCCGCCGCCAAGACGUUCAUCUACCCAGUUCUCAUUCGCGACAACUGAUGAGGAUAUCCAACUUGAGGUGAAACCGGUUCCUCCCAAGCGAUUUGGCACGACUUUUGAGCCUAUUCAAGAUGAUAGUGUCCAGCGCAAACCUUCCGAUGCCGCUGCCGAAGAGGAGGGUGAUGUACCACGUAUGUCGCUCAAAGAGCGUAUCAAACAGCUUCAGCAGCGCCAGGAAGAGGAGCGACGCGCUCUAGAGGAGGCCGAGGAGCGCCUAAAGCAACGUCAAGCUGAGCGCCAAGCAGAGUUGCAAGCUCGGAAAGCUGCACUUUCAGAGAAACAGCAGGCUUCCGCUGGUACUGUUCCUGAUUUGAAGGGCGAUGAGACUGAUGUAAUUGACGCUCAAGCCCAAGUCGAGGAUGAAGAUGUUGAGGAGGCCGGGUUUGAAAGGACUAACACGCAAGACGAUGCUGCACCUGUCGAAGAACAGGAAGAUGCUAGUCCUGAGGAAGAUGACGAGGAAGAGGCUAGAAAGAUUGCGUUACGAGAAAGAAUGGCCAGAUUGCAUGGUGGUAUGGGCGGUUUUGGUUUUGGUGGGCCGCCAAAACGUGAGCCUCGUGCACCCCGUGGUCUGGACGCAAUGACUCCUGAAGAGCGUGAACGUGAAGAGGCAAGGCUGGCAUUUGAGACCGCUCAACCUAGAUCUGUUAUGGGCUUAGGAACAGAGAUGGAUGCUACUUUAUUAAAGAGGUUAGGACGAGCAGAGCCCAAGCCUGAGGAGACUGAAGAUGAAGCGCCUAGUGAGGGCGAGGAUGCUGAAGUUGCUGAGGAACUUGCUGAGGAAGGUGCUGAGGAUGAUGAUGAGAAUCUAGAAUAUACUUCAACACCCGAGACCAUAGAUCCUGCGGCUGUGUCCAAUUCAAGAGCUACCGCUACGGCAGUGCUCUCUGCACCAGCUGUACCCUCUGCCCCGGCUGUACCUUCUGCCCCGGCUGUACCCUCAGCACCUGCUGUACCUUCUGCCCCGGCUGUACCUUCUGCCCCGGCUGUGCCCUCGGCACCUGCUGCACCUUCUGCCCCUGCUGUUCCUGGAUCAAGGCCAGCACCUGCUGCACCUUCUGCCCCUGCUGUUCCUGGAUCACGACCAGCACCAGUUCCUCCGACAGCACCUGCAUCGCAUGUACAGACUCAACCGGUUGUCACAGCCGCCCCUUCAUCUCCGCAACCUGUACAGAGCUUAGAAAAGCGCUUGACAGCAGAAACAAUGCCUCAGACAGCCCCGCCAGUUCCUACACAAUCGGAGUUGGUUGCACAGAGUGACUUGGCUGAUGAAGAAGACAACACAGACUCCGAGCCUGAAAUCCAUACGCCACCACCAGUAAGUUCGCCAAAGCGUGAUAUUCCGGCACCCUUAAGACCCCCUGUGCCGUCUGUCAUGACAGCAGCUAGGCCCAUCAGUUCGAGUAGUGGCGAUGCAGACAUUGAUACUGACGCCCAAACGUCUCCUAUCAGAGCACCACCGUUUCCCCCGGCACCUGGACAGGCACCAGUGCCUCCUUCACCGGCUAGAGCACCACCGAUUCCUCAACCACCGAUGACACGGGCGCCAGUGCCUCCUUCACCAGGUCGAGCACCGCCGGUUCCUCAGCCGCCCAUGACACAAGCACCUGCUGUACCGCCCCCGGCCCCUGCAUCACCACCCCAAAUUCCGUCAUCACCGCCGCGGCAAAUGCCCUUGACCCGGGCACCUCCUGUUCCAACGGCACCAACACCCACGCUGAGUAGCCCUCCUGGUCCGCCACCGCCUGCGCCCGGAGCAGUUCCACGCCCACCACCACCUGCAACUUCUGCGCCGCCAAUGCCUCCUCCUCAUCACACAGCCGCACCUCCUGUUCCUGCUCCAAGUGCUCGUGCGCCCGCCCCGGCAGUGCCUCAGGCCCCGGCACCACCCGCUGCUCCUGCGGCCCCGGCUGGCCCAUCGCAUUCUCGGAAUCACUCAAACCUCUGUGAUGUGGGCACAAACUGGUAUAGCCAGCCUAGAGGCGUGCCUCCUGCACUUUUGAAAAUGUCUCACGUUUUGUAUGAGGUCGAGGAGUCAGAGACAACUAAACGCGGGGGUAAGGUCGUGGUUAACCGAGAGAUCUACAUUCUUCGACCUGACCUGUCACAGACCGUGAUUAAUCUAUCGUUCGACAAGGCGAACCCUGAGGACGUUCAGAUCGACCAACACGACGAAGCGACCCCGCGCAUUGACGCAGCUAUUUUGAAGUCUGAAUCUUCGAGAUUUGGCCCUGCAAUCUUGUCUGCUGCUCAAGCCAAGCCUCCAAGCACGGUUGCUGGCGUCAAAGAUCUCCUCAAGACAGUGAGCGGCGUUCUUCCAUCCGUCGGCAGCUCGUUCGGUGUAAGCAUUUAUGAAAACUUUGGUGCCUCUGCACGUCAAACAGAAGAGCUGCGCCCGGGCGAUAUUGUAGUUUUUGACAACGCCAAGCUGCAGGGGUCUAAAUCGCCCCUGCAAAAGUAUCACCGUGAUGUCAACGGCUCCUAUGUCCUGUCCGCUUGGGAUGGUGCAAAGAAAAAGCUGCAUCUGGUGGACUCAAAGAAGGACACAGUGCGCCUCAAUGACCUUAGAAGCGGCAGUAUUCGUAUCUACCGUGUCGUUGGACGCGAUCUUCUAGGCUGGGAAUAG
This is a messenger RNA of Wickerhamiella sorbophila, 3486 nucleotides long. RefSeq names its product SH3 domain-containing protein C23A1.17. Gene Ontology annotation, molecular function: protein binding. The coding region runs from base 1 to 3486 and encodes 1161 amino acids. Lineage: Eukaryota; Fungi; Ascomycota; Dipodascomycetes; Dipodascales; Trichomonascaceae. The transcript has a single exon. The record is from RefSeq and is a predicted model, not a curated record.